AAAUCCAGUGUUUUAAUUAAUAAUUGAGUAGGCAAUACUAAAUAUAAAAGGCGAUGAUAUUAAAGUAAUGGAAGUGUUCAUAAACAGCUAGUGGAGCGAUGUACGCUUAUGUUAAUUGUUUAUUUAGUAAAUCACAUUGAAUUUAAUUACGUUUGUGUAAUUUUAAAUAUCUUUCAACUUUAAUUAACUUUAUAUUAUAUUCUUUACGUGCGAUACUUAGACUAGAAACGUUAAACACAUUAAAAAUGGUUGAAGCAAGUAAGUUCUGGUUUGAGAAGGCAUGCAGCCAUGCCCCAUGCAAUACUCUAAUUCACCCUUGGACUUCUACAUGUAAAGAUGCUACAGCAACUAUGCUUCUCAGUUGCAUUAAAGGAAGUUAUAAGUUCUACGCCAUGGUGUACCUUAUUCAGAUAUUAAUGAAGGGCAAAAAAUUGGGCAAGGAAGAAAUGAUCGAGCAAUUCAAAUUGUACUUAAAAUCUGGCAUAUUCGGGUUGACAGUGGGAAGUUCUUUUGUCACAUUGAAUUGCAUAUUUAGGGCGUUAUUCUUCAGCCGCUUUAACUACUACACGACAGUCUUACUGCCUUGCACCGUGAGCGGCCUUGCAGUCUACUUCGAGCCACCCUACAGAAGAGUUAUGGUCGUCAAUCUAUUUGUCAACUUGGUAUUCGAAUAUUGGGUAAGAACAUUAGAAAUGAAAGGAUGGCUCAGGCGGACGCCGGGUAAAGAAACGCUCAUCUUCAUGUUGGGUAGUGCUGUCUUCUUCUAUUUAAUGAGAAAAGAUAGAGAGAACCGUAAACGAACACCAUUGUUUUGGUUCUUUACACCGCCGCGAGUUUCUAAGGAAGUUGGAGAGCCAAUAAAAGGUAUCAGUGGGAGGAGUCCUGCCUGUCCACAUAAAGGAAACUGUAGUAAUUAUAUUUUGAGGGGUACAAUACAGCUGUUCGGUGUGGGUUGCGCAAUGACAAUGCUGCGUACAAUUAUUCCCCGAAUCCUGACGCCGACGAAAGCGCUGAAGUCAUUGAGGCUAUCACAUCUCAAACUUGGAUUGUUCUUUGGUGGUUACAUCGGUAUUUAUAGGCUGGUUGUUUGUCUGCUGUGUCGGGCGUACGGCAAGGAUAACGCGCUAUAUGCUAUACCCGCGGGUUUUCUCGCGGGCGCCGCGUUCAGAGCCUCCCCGUCCUUGCCAAUUUCACUAGCUCCUUUAACGUCUACGUUACAGAUCCUAGGUUCGUGGGGUUACCAGAAGGGUAUGAUCCCCGAGCAGUGGCCGCUGGUGGAGCUGCUGUACUGCGUGUGUCAGGGCCUGCUGUUCCACGCCCGCGUCAUGCACGAGGAUGUCUGCCCCCGGUACAUCAUCAACCUGAUGACCACCGUCACCAGCACCAAAGCGGAUCAAAUUCAAGCGGCCUUCAUACAGAGAAUGUUACGGUCUCUAUAGAUGUAAGAUAAACUAGUGCUAACACUUGUAAGUUGUAGACGCGACAGCUUAACAAUUAAUUUAUGUUCUUUAUAUAAUGCUUUAUUUUCUUAUAAAUUUAGUAUUGAAAUUCAGAAUUUGUUAUUUAACUCUUUAUCGAUAUUAAUAUUACAUCACUAGUAGCUACGGUAGAGUUGGCACGUGGGGCGCUAGAGUACGCUAGUUACUGGCGUGCCAAAUCAAAUUCUGGGCAUAGUAGUUAUCAGAUAUGUUGAUGGCUUUUAACUUCGCGUGAGUUGUUGCGCAGAACACAAUUUAAUGUGUUGGGGAGUGGAGGGGUGUGACCUUGAGCCGCCAAAAUAUUUGAAAAGAACUAUACCUGAAUUGUUUUUUAAAUAGUUCAGCGAGCUGUCGCGUAGUAAUGGGACGCAAGCCUGUGAUUUUGUUUUAGAUUUAGGUACAGGGUUUUCAUGAUGGCACAUGAUUUUUGGGGGUAAAUAAUUAGUUUAUUCUUUAUUUGUACAGAUUAUGUUUAUGUAGAUGAUCUAGUUUAUGAAUUUUUCACUCAAUACCUGUGAAAUAAGUUAUUUCUCGUUAAAACUGUCGACCAGUUUUAUUUACGUUAGUAACGUAUAUAUAGGUAUGUAAGAGACACAAUGAGUGUUGUAAGUUAAUAUAAGUUUAAAAUGAGCAAUAACUAUACUACAUGUUUGAUAAGUUGUUUCACAAAUUUAGACAUUGAGAACGUCCAAACAUGACAAUCUAUAACCUUUUACGGUGGGUUUCUGAGACGAAA
Papilio machaon (common yellow swallowtail) is the source of this 2214-nucleotide messenger RNA. RefSeq names its product transmembrane protein 135. The transcript has 9 exons. Bases 246 to 1439 code for a protein of 397 amino acids. Lineage: Eukaryota; Metazoa; Arthropoda; Insecta; Lepidoptera; Papilionidae. The record is from RefSeq and is a predicted model, not a curated record.